Ectocarpus sp. CCAP 1310/34 is the source of this 2544-nucleotide messenger RNA. The record is from the annotation of a GenBank genome assembly. NCBI's taxonomy places the organism in Eukaryota, Phaeophyceae, Ectocarpales, Ectocarpaceae.
GUCGUCAGUUUCUGCAGCAGAGCAGCAGGGGCAGCACCGACGGGGUUCAGCGCAGGGAACGUACACACGUGCAAGUACGCAGGGAAAAGCAUCGAAGCUAAUUUGAGUUCCGGCGUGUCCUGCGGGGAUUGAUCGAUCGGAUCGAUCAAACGAUCCGUUGGCGAAAAUGGACGCAGCAUCGGAGGCUAACCUGUACCGGAUGUACGAGAAGAGGCAGUACGACGCCACUCGACAGCGGCCGGUGCUUCCGGUGACGAUCGUGACCGGCUUCCUCGGCGCAGGCAAGACGACGCUGCUGAGGAAGAUCUUGCGCUCGAAGCACAACCUUCGCAUCGCUGCCGUGGUGAACGAGUACGGCACCGUAGACCACGACGGAGGGGUGCUGGAGAGAGACGGACAGACGGACAGCGUAGACAAGCUCAUGGGUGGCUGCGUGUGCUGCCAUACCUCCCUCGGGGGCGAGCUGGAGGAGAAGGUCAGCGAGCUGUUGAGGAGGCCGGACCAUGCGGAAGAUAGGUACGACUAUCUCGUGAUCGAGACCAGCGGUGUUUCUGAUCCAGAGUCGAUCGUGCGGGCACUCGACAAGACCUUCGGAAAGCUCACCAGAGCAAGGUUAGACUCCGUCGUUACUGUCGUCGAUGCGGACGCGCUUUCCCACCAACUGGAGGAGGCGGCGGGGGGGCAGGGGGGCGCUGGAGGCAUGCUGGUCUCCAUGAGACAUCAGCUAAUGAGCGCUGACGUCAUCCUCCUCAACAAGGCCGACUUACUUGACGACCAACGGUUGUCGAAGCUCACCCAAGAGGUCACGAGUAUCAAUCCCGCCGCGCGAGUGGAGUGCUGCUCCUACGGAAAGGUGCCCCUGCACUCGGUACUGGACGUGGAGGCCCCGCGGACAGACAUACAGGGGGUUUCCCACGAGAGAGUGAAAGUCCACCUGAGCGUCUCCUCCAAGGGUGGAAACCUGCGAACGGCAUCAUCAUUAGCGUCGUCGCCUUCGUCUUCAAGACACGAUCGGAACAAGUCACGCUCAGUCUCACCCUCAGUCGCAGGCGGUGGUGGUGCCGGACACGAGUGCUCGGCGGAGGGCUCGGCGGAGGUGGGGAAGACGGAGGCACCGCAGGGACACUUGCGAGACGACGGUCUCGAGCAGGUUACCUUCACGUCUAGUCUUCCGCUGUCGCUCGCGAGGUUCCAGGAUUGGGUUUGCCAUGGCAUGCCGGCGGGCGUUGUGCGGGUGAAGGGGGUGCUGGCCUUCGACGAGGACAGGCUGACUAGGUCGGUUUUCAACAUGAGCGGGAGGCGGCGUCUUUCCUUCGAAACCGACGGCAUGUGGCAAGGACCAAUGAGCCUCUACCUGGUCGUUAUCGGGGUGGGAAUGGACCGCGUCGGGGUUUUGUCCGCCUUGGAAGGCUUGCGCGUCGACACGUCCUCCGGUGCUGGUUCGGAGAGAAACUGCGUCGGCGGUGGUUCGGCCGAGCUUGAGAAGGAAACCGAGCGACUAAUGAGAAUACUGGAGGAGGAUCCUCUCUUCGAUUCCGUUUCUUGUGAGGCUACGCCCUCGUGUGCCAAGCACGUCGUGCGCUUUCGCUUCACCGGCGCUGGUGCCUACGGUGUCCCGCCAACUCAGCUGUGCAUCAAGUUCGGCGUUAACCUGGACGCUGUCAACCGAUCCAUCCUCCGAGCCGUCAAUAGCGGCGCGACACCUGGCCGCAGCGCUGGCGCCACGACCAGGGCAAGCAGCGACGCAGUCGUGUUGCCGGUUGAAGGAGCAAGGGACCCUGACAAUACCGUGUCCGGCUCCUCCGCCACCACCGGGAAAAAUCUAAGAACGUUCUUGACUUGCCAGGAAGGCGUGCACGUCGGCGGCGGUGGCGGCGGCGGGGACGACCAGCAUUGCUUAGUGUUGCGAUACGCAGUCGGGACGAGCAGCAGCGAUAGUAGUAGCGUUGGCGUCUCCCUCGCGGACGCUUGGCCCAUGCUCGUGGAGACCGCGCGCGGGGUCAUGAAGACCGAGCUGGGCCAUAUCCACUUUUGCAAUUGCUUUUCGUAGUAGACCAAGGGGCUCUCUCAGUCGUGAUGGUGAUUGGUGAUGAUUGGCGAAGGAAUGACCGAAGAUAAUAUCGUUUCCGGGGGGUGGAAGGCAGGUGGGUAUGUUCUUGGAACGUUGGGCCAGUUUGAACAGCAGUGCGUACAUCUUCCGUUCAAGGUCGCUUUGUGGGCUUGCUAUCCUCGUGCACCAGACCCCUCUGUCUUCUUUUCGUUCCGAGGGGCUGGAAGGGAUGCAGUGGGGCGUUGGGUGGACUCGGGAAUCUUUGUGUGUUGUAGCACGAACCAGCGUUUGUUGUCGUUUAUGGCUCGGGAUGAGGAGAGGGCUUAGGAUGCCAGACCCUCGUGUGUGCACCAUGCCUCUUCGUUCUUGUUUGGCUCCGGCGGACCACGCAAAGAAACAAAUGUUCGGCUCUCACGAACUCAUAGUGUUGGGUUAUGCAUACUAUGUCUUGGCAAGUGUCGCGCUCUUUGCUCUAUCAUAAAUUAAGCCUUGAC